Molecule: messenger RNA, 7868 nt
Organism: Suricata suricatta (meerkat)
Lineage: Eukaryota; Metazoa; Chordata; Mammalia; Carnivora; Herpestidae
Gene: CLVS2
Product: clavesin 2
Exons: 6
Coding region: 808-1791 (327 amino acids)
Cellular component (GO): membrane
Molecular function (GO): phosphatidylinositol bisphosphate binding
Source: RefSeq, a predicted model, not a curated record
UGGCAGGGCCGGGCGAGGACCUGGGACGCCGGUGGCCCUAGCUCCGCACCCCCCCCGCCCCUCGCUGGGAGAGGCAGCCGGCUGCUGGCGGACGAUGUGGGCACGGCUGCUCCCCAGUGCGUCUUCGGCCCGGGUCCCAGCUGCCGCCCUUCUUCCCUGCUCGCUCCAUCCCACGGAGGGGAGUCGAGGCUGCUGUCUCCGCCGCCACCGCCGAAGCCGGGGCUGAUGGAUGCCAGGGAGUGCCGCAUUGCUUAGCGUCCCCGCCUCCGGGUUUGCUGACGCUCUCUCCCCGCCCUGGAGCUCAGCGCUGAAGAGCCACCUUAUUAUUAAUCAGAAUUCCCAUCGUUAUCCCUGGCAGGCGCAUCCUUCAGUAGGGACGGCAGAAGCAUCACAGAGCUGGGGCUGAGAUGUGCGUGGGGGUUGUUUUUGUUACAUCUUGGAAGAUACGAGGACAGUACCAAGAUCAGUGCCAGCCGUGCUGUGUGGGCUUAGGGGUGUUUUGCUAGGGUUGCGGAAGGACAAGGAGUGUUGGGCCCACCAGAGGUCCACAGCUCUUUAAAGGAAAGGGAAGAGGGAACCAAAGUGAGGUGUUGUUUUUAGGGGGUGGGAAAAGAAGUUCAUACUCCCACAAAAAAGCUGCCGAGAAGCGGGAGCAACAGGGUACUGGUCUGGACCUCAAAACAAAUAAUUUCCUGUACAGAAGAGGAAGCAGGCAGCAGCGAGAUCUGGCGCGUGGUGGUGGCAAGGGCCAGGUCUGUUGUGGGACAGUCAGCAGGAGGAAGGGAAGGUUCAGGAACAAGCAGGACCAUGACUCAUUUACAAGCCGGUCUGUCUCCUGAGACCCUGGAGAAAGCCCGCCUGGAGCUGAACGAGAACCCAGACACCCUGCACCAGGACAUCCAGGAGGUGAGGGAUAUGGUCAUCACCAGGCCGGACAUUGGCUUUCUUCGCACUGAUGAUGCCUUCAUCUUACGCUUCUUGCGGGCCAGGAAGUUUCAUCACUUUGAGGCCUUCCGCCUCCUGGCCCAGUACUUUGAGUACCGGCAGCAGAACCUGGACAUGUUCAAAAGCUUCAAGGCCACUGACCCUGGAAUCAAGCAGGCACUGAAAGAUGGCUUCCCUGGGGGCCUGGCCAAUCUGGACCACUAUGGCCGGAAGAUUCUAGUCCUUUUUGCAGCCAACUGGGAUCAGAGCAGGUACACACUGGUGGAUAUUUUGCGUGCCAUCUUACUUUCCUUAGAAGCCAUGAUUGAAGAUCCUGAGCUUCAAGUGAAUGGAUUUGUUUUGAUCAUAGACUGGAGUAACUUCACCUUCAAACAGGCCUCCAAACUUACACCAAGCAUGCUGCGGCUGGCUAUUGAAGGCCUUCAGGAUAGUUUCCCAGCACGAUUUGGAGGAAUUCAUUUUGUCAAUCAACCAUGGUAUAUCCAUGCCUUGUACACCGUGAUCCGGCCUUUCCUAAAGGAGAAGACUCGGAAAAGGAUAUUUUUGCAUGGUAACAACCUGAACAGUCUACAUCAACUAAUUCAUCCUGAGAUCCUGCCUUCUGAGUUUGGAGGAAUGCUGCCCCCUUAUGACAUGGGAACGUGGGCAAGAACACUGCUAGAUCAUGAGUACGAUGAUGACAGUGAAUACAAUGUGGACUCCUACAGUAUGCCUGUAAAGGAGGUGGAAAAGGAGCUCUCCCCCAAGUCCAUGAAGAGAUCCCAGUCAGUAGUGGAUCCUACAGUACUAAAACGCAUGGAUAAAAACGAAGAAGAAAACAUGCAACCUUUGCUCUCCCUGGACUGAUAACUUCUCUGCACUCUCCAUGGAUUAGAACUGGAAGGUACUUGUUUUCAGCAACAGGGACAGCACUGUGGAUGAAUGACCAGCUGGAAACUUAUUUAUUCAUGUUAAUGUAGCAUAAUAUAUAAUAAGGCAUUGGGCUUUCCCAUUCGCCUGAACCAUGGGUGCCCUGGUCUGGAGUUAAAGAAAAAAGUCAAUAAUUUAUUCUGUUAAGUGCCAAGUUCUUUGUAAAUAUAAUGUAAUCUUUAUGUCAAGUUUGUAAACUUUGGUAGUAACUUAAAUUGGAAAAGAUUGGCUCAUGAGUCCACGCCAGUGAUAGGAAUUAUAAUAAAAAACAAAAAAAGACACAUACGCGGUGGAAGCUAAUUAAAUGUAACCCUGUUUCCUAUGAAGCCAUAUUUCAGCUAUCAUAGUGAUUGUUUCAUUGUUUUUCUCUGAAAUUGUCAUAUUCCAAUGUACUUUUAAUGGACACAGGUAACUAGAUGAUUCUAGGAAAUUAGUAUGAUAAAUGUAUUUCCUGCCUAGUGAUUUUCAUUUCACAGAAAUAUGUGUCCUAGUGACUAUUACUGGCCUUGAAUUUUGGAGCCAAGGAAUGGCAGAGGAGCUGGUAAACUGAACACUUGAACUCUUCUAUGUUGUUUAAUUCCUGGAGUCUUGUGAAAAGAUAUGUUUUCCAUAUUAAGAUGUCGAAUUCUGAAAGAGAGUGGAUUUUUUUAAACUGCUGUCUUUACAGUGUGUCUUUUAUUUAAGACCCCAUUGUAUCUCUGUCUAAUGUACUUUAAGAACAUUGCUCCCCCCCAAAUUCUUUGACCAAGAGAAAGAGAACUCAUACAUGAAUAGUGUUUUGACAGCUAAUUUUGGACAUAAAAUUGCCAUAUACAAAUAAGGGGCUAAUUUCUAAUUCCUGUGCACACGUUGGAAAUAUAUAUACAUAUAUAUUCACAUGCACAUAUAUAUUUUUAUUGAGCUCUAAUAAUUCUUGAUGUGGCAGCCUUAUAAAAUAAAUUAUACAUAUUCAAUGGUCUCAGAGAUGUUAUAAAUGAAUAUGUGAGAUGUUAACUCUGGAAAACUACUUCUGCUAAAGUUAAUGAAAAUGCGGUUUAGUGAAAUAGGCUUUCAGUGAACCUGCUUAAGGGAAUUCCAAACUAAUUUGUAAUGCAAUCGUGAAUCUGUGCCAUUUUAGAGAAAAAUAUUUUUCCCUCAAAAAACAGCAGGUCUCAACAUAACAUAUGUAUCAGGUGACCAAGAAUAAUACAAUUUUUCUCAAAAAUUCAAGUUAAUUAUCUUAAUGACCUUAUAAGUACAGAUUUUCUUUUCAGAAAAGAUUGAAGGAACAAUCCGUAAGGCAUAAUGAAAGCAUCUGAGGGCAUCUGAGAUAGCAUAUUAUAAUUCAAAUCUGGAUGUGGAAUCCUUAUGUUAUUUAGGUUUUAUUUCAUAGAAAUUGUGCAAUUAUAGAACAUUUUAAAAAUCUUAUUUUAAAUUUCAAAUUCCAGUGAGAAAAAGCAAGAUUUUUUACCACCUCUUCAGAGUGACAAUUUUUGAGAUCGAAAAUCUACCACUAAAAUAUUCUUUUGAAAGAAAAAUAUCUCAAGGAGCUCUUGGAAACCAACAGAAAUAUAGGCAUGUAGCAGCCCUGAUAUAUUUUUAGCCAAAAGCUUCAAAAGUUCCACAUACAAUUCUAGAGCCAAAAAGUCUUAAAAUCAAGAUCAGCACACUAAUUUGCAGUAUCACUGAUGGCCUACCUGACAUUUGUAAAAAUACAUAAAUAUACAUAAAUAAUAUGAUUGAAAGACGCCUUAGAAAUGUCAACCGCAAUCAAGUGCAGAAGAAUAACAGUAGUCAGGGACUCUGCUGUGCCCAUAAAUAUUAGAGAGAUUGGAAUGACCUGGGGAUCCAGAGCCACAGCAGCUGUGGUUCUUUGUAAGAACCCUACCCAUGAGAUUCUUACAUUUUUGCCCACCUGACACACAUUUAUAGUCUUGGAAUUUAUAUAUUAGAGAAGCUCGUGUUAGGCAAUAUGAUGAGUCAGGAUAAAAUAGAAACAAAGUACAGAAGGAUGGUCAACUUUUCAGUCUCCCGUGUUUCUCUUGAAAUACACUAUUACCAUUGAUUACCGAUGUUUAGAAUUCUACCGGCUUUGGAUAUCAACCAGUAUAACCAGCUCCUUUCCCCUCUCAUAAAGCUAGUGUCAUAUAUAAAUAACCAAAAAGGCAUUUUUUUAUGUGUAUACCUAUCUGAUUCCCACUCUCUCCCUUACCCAACAUUUGGAAACUUCAUUUCCCAUUGCUGUGCGUCUGCUUUUCUUCAAAUGAGCCGUUGAGAGUUGGCUGCAUUGUGUAAAAUAUUUUAAAUGAAUGAACACAUUUCAACAAUGAUGCCUUUUGAAAUUGCUUUAUCUAGUUCAAUCCGUGAGUAAACUCUUUCCAGGAAUGUUUUUGGAGCUGUUUGGUCAAGGGAUAUUUGGUCAACUUUAUAAAUUUUCCCGUUCAGUACCAGCUAACUAGCAUCAUUUAAGGAUGUUUUUCCCUAAUGUGUUAUGUCUGUUGUCACAUAACUUCAUAAACAAGCACCUCCGUAGUCUUUCAAUUUAAUUGUGAUAGUUCUCUGUCUCUCUCUGUCUCUCUGUCUCUUUAUCUCUCUCUCUCUCACACACACACACCUACACACACACACACACACACACACACACACACACACACACACACACACAGCUGUUUGCCCUAAUGGAUUUGGCUAUUUUGAGAACUAUGCUUUACUUUUGUAGCCAUCUUGUUACUGAAAAUAAAUAGACAUCAAAGAAUGACCACAUUUGAUUUGGAAUAGACCAGUAGUUCAUACUUCUCCCACCCUGCCUGUUCCUUCAGCUAGUUCUUAUAUCUUUUCUUCCUUCCAUUGUUUCAGGGGCGGCUGCUUCCAAAGCUGGUUCAAAAAUAAAUGACUUUCCUUUUAUUGUCAGUGAUAUUUGCACACAUUUUUGCCUGAUAUUUUUAAAGGAAGAGAUUAUUGUGAAAAUACACUCUAAGAAAUACGAAGAAGUGCCUCUUUAAAAAUGAGAUAAAGCAGUGAUACUAGAAUAUGGAUUCUAUUUAUAUUCUCUUUGGAAAAGUAAAUACAUGCAUCUAUGUCAUAAGGUUGAAACAUAAAUAUCAUUUGAAGAAGGAUAUUGAGGCCUUGCUUUGAACAUUCCCAUAGAAUAUUAAGUCUUUAUUGUGUAAGUUCAAUACCAUAACUUGAACGCGUUAUUGACAAGUCUGGCAUUAUGCUAAAACAAUAUACAACUAUUUGUUCAAGGAAAUGUUUGAAGUGGGCAUGCAUGAUUUCUUUUAUUUCAAUAAUAGUUUGCAUAGUGUAGGCAGAUAUUUCUUAAGUUUUUUCACAAAAAAUGCUUAUUUACUUUACCAUACUGAAAAUUCAUACAUUCAUGAGCAGGAAAGCCGAGCAGCUAGGUUCUCUCUAAUAUUGUUAACUAGGUCACAUUGUUAAAUUAAACAUUUGAAGUUUCUGUAUUAUUCCUGAGGGAGCAGAGGUCCCUCUAAUGCAUCAAGAAAAAGGAGCAUUGUUUUAGACCUCGGGGAACAUGUUUUUCACCUACAAAAAGACACUCUUACAGCCAUGGCAGUGUAUCUUCAGAAACAGAUUUCCUUUUUUUUUUUUUUCUCACAAGCAACCUAAAGGUUUAUGGGAUUUGUCUGUGGCCCUUUAGAGAACUUAUAUAAAGAAAACCUGCUGAGAGGCUAUGUAUUCUGUUGUCUUAUCGAAAUGUCUAACUGGUCUGGUUAGUUAAUAUAUUUUUUGAUUUUUAUUUUGUGUGUAUUUAUUAAUGAUUACUUGAAAAGCUGCUAUCAGCCAUCAAGACAUUUUAGAGGGAUUUUCAUCACACAAAAUAAAAGGAGCAAAGCUCUGGCAUGAUAUUUGAACCUUCAGAUAUAGUAUUUACAUUUUUUUAAAUCAAUAAACUCAUAGGCAUAUAUUCCAUUUUAAGUAUGCUCUAUAGAUAUAUAGCCUAAAAAUAGUGGUGCAUUUUAAAUUUAUAAUACCAUUAGAUCAUGUAAGAAUCAGCAAGGUAUAUAAUAUAUAUUGCUACAAAAGUAGAAGAUUGGUUAAACAUCCAGGAUGUGUAAUUAUCUUCAGUAAUAAAAAGGAUUUGUUUUUUUGUGUUUGUUUGUUUUAGUUGAUGAAAAACUGAUUUCAAUAUGCAAUUGGAAUUAUUUAGCACUCUAUGCUAGUAGAAAGGUGACAAAUAAGCAAGACUACAAAAGGAGAUUUGAAAUAUAUUAUAUCUUGAUCUUAGUGGCUUAAAUUUUUCACAAGUUCAAUUUUUUAUUCUGUAAGCAUCCAUUGGUUGACCCCACACAAGGAAAUACUAUUAUGGAGUCUAUUCUGUGAUAAGCAUGGGAAUUUAUUCAUUUGGAUUGUGGGAAAAAAUAUAAAAUAGCAAUUCUGUGGAUUGAGAUGGCCAAAUGUUACUGUUUCUUAAAGGUGGGGGGUGUAAAGGAUACUUUGGAAUCAAGAAAAAACCCCAAAAUGCAUAGAUUUAAAUACAAUGAAUACACUUUUAUAGUAGAUAGUGGACAUGUUACAAUUCAGAAGGUGUUGGUCAGUAUUUGGCUUAGUUUCAAGUUUUCAGUUUGUGGUUUUAAUGAUAUCAAUUCAUUUAUUCUUUCAAAAUAAUUUGUGGUGAAUGAGAGCGACCUCAAUGAAAAUCAAAAUAAAUGUUAAAAGAACUUUAAGACUGAAUCAAUCCCCAACUAUUUUGAAAAAUUGCCAUGGACUAUAAAUGGUUUACAUAUAAUUGCAAUUCAAGAAUUGUCUUAUUUCUAUUCUAGUUUUCAGCUUUCAGACUUGCUUAGAAGAUAAAUAAAAUUAAGAAAACAAAACAAUUAAGAAAGAAAACAAAACAAGAGUCUAAGAGGUAGUUUAUACAAGUCUUUCAGAAGAAUACAAGCACACUGUUUACUAUGUGGCUUAAAUACCUAUGACCUUUUGAGGGAGUGAUUUAUUCCAAUAUAAUAUUAUAAAUGGUAUAAUAUACUUUUUGAAUAAAUAUACAUUUCUGUUUUAAAAAUAAUUUUGCAUAUGGUGAAUGUUGAAUUUGGUAGUAUUGGAUCUGUUGCACCUGUGAAAUGUAAAUUUCUAAAAUGUCAUCUGAAAAUGGACAAUAACUUUAUUUUUAGAGAAAUUUUAGUUAGCUACUUAGGUUAGAAUAUAUGAGAUUUUCUGACAUUUAUAUGUUUGGAGCUUAAAGGGAAAACAUAAAAUUCAUUUAAUGAAAAUGUCACUUUUAAUAUUAUAAGUUUUAGACAAGACUUCAAAGGAUAGUUUGAAUGGAGAAGUGAAUUAACUUUUAAUUGCAUAUAACAAUGGGAAUGAUUAGUAAGUAGCUGAUAUUUUCACUUUUGAUGUAAAGCUGUGGGAUUAGACAUAAAUUCAAAAUUAUAAAGAAGAAAUGAUUUAAAUAAAUUCUAUUAAACAUAAUUCCAUUUCAAAGUACUAAAUAAAAUAAAAUAAAAUAAUUCGCCCUGACUUGGAACAAAAUGCUUAAUAAAUACAGAUUUAUAUCUUCUGUGAGUUUCCCUCAUUUAACUUACCUACAGAUGAAAAGUCAUCUAAUGAGGGAAAAGAGACAUUUACCUAGAACCCUCUGUAAUAGACUUUACGACUUUCUCUGGCUCAAAUGCAGAUGAUUUCCCCUUACACAGAUUUUCAGCUUAUCAAGAAUCAUCACUGCUGCCUCUUUGUAACGCCAUGUCAGGAAGGGGCCACAUUUCUAGCAGCUACUGAAGAAGCAUCACAGGUGGGAAUGAACUCAGGACAACCAAAGAAUGCAAGAAAAACCAGAGAUACGGAAUUUAUUCCACACUAAAAAGUACAUUAAAGUGUAUUAAAGUGUACAUACAUAAAACGUUUUCAAAAUGUCACGGGUUUCUGAUAUCUAGACUUAAAUACUUGGCCAAUAAAAAAAAGUCCAUGGGGACAUGAUGGUCAAGGCUCUGAUGUGUAGUCUGUCUUUAUACAGCAACAAUGUCCAAAACCCUGGUUCUGAGUAUCACUUCUCUCUAAAAAUAAAAAUGUGUAUGUUC